UUAUAUUUAAAAUUUCAACUUUCGAUUUUUUAAAAAAGAUAUUUCAUUAUGCAGAAUUCAGUUACGGAAUAAGGGUUGAUCUCGCCAAAUUCUUGUUGACAAAAAUGAAAUGAUUUUAGACAAAAUAGAAAGAAAAAAAAAAUGCCAAACGUCAUUAAAAUUGAUAAGACACCUGAAAAGGGCAAAAGAAGAAAAAUUGGCUGAUAUUUUAUUUUGUUUCCUGCCCUUCGGAGCCCUUCGACUUCUUCGUGGAAUGGACAUCAGCGGCUUGUGACGCAAACCUCCGACAGUCGCGCAGGAUUUUUCAAGCUUUGAUAUGGUUGAAUCUCUUCUUGUGAUUCACCUCGUGCAUCACCUAGGCUUGUCCACCGUCAGCCGCCCCGCCCUCACUCCGCCGCUCUUACUGUGUUUGGCUGUGACCAGCAAAACUCCAUCCUUUUGGUGGAUUUACUUUUAACAAAUUUUCAAAUAAAAGAAUGUCUGAGGCUGAGGCUGAGGCUGAGGCUGCGGAGGUGAAGUUACAUGUCAAGGUUGUGACGAAUAAGGAGAAGACGAAGGUACUAUUUGCAGAAGCUGGCAGCGAUUUCACAGACGUGUUGUUAAGCUUCCUACUUUUGCCAUUGGGAGCAAUCGUGAAUGUCCUCGAGAAGCACUACGGAGACGAGGCACCUGUUAUUGGAAGCUUGAACACUCUUUACAAUGGUGUAGCAAAUCUUGAUAUCAUCCAUUUCCGAUCAGCGGCUUAUAAGGAAAAGCUGCGCAAUCCAUCGUGUUGCCUGAGGCUAAUGCAUAGACUAAGGCUCAAUGUCAACUUAACUCAGCCCCCAAGCUUCAAACCUAGGAAUCCAUAUGAUGGAGUUUUCACUGAGGGUGAAGCUUCUUUCUUGAUCAGCGAUGAUCUUCACGUAUGGCCUAAUGCGGGUGGCUCCAUCGCAAAAACUCUCAGCACUCUCGGCAUCUCUGCAACGGAUGUGGAAGGCGUGGAGACGAGGGAUAUGACAUUCGGAUUGAAUGAGAUCAUGGCUCUGUUGAAGGAAUCGUUGAUCUCCUCGAAUCCACUCACGGCCCUCGUUUUCCCCGGGAGACGGAUGAUCUUAGCAACGGAGGGGCAUAUUUUGCUACGCGAGAGUGACCAGUCCCCGAAGAUGAUUUUACAAGUCAUGCUUGAAAAAUCUACUAAGAAGUUGGUUUUUGCCCAGGCAGAUUGUGAUUUCAUAGAUUUCCUUUUCAGGAUGCUCACGUUUUUUGUAGGAAGAGUUGAGUGGUUUUUGGGGAGCAACACUGGUUUCAAGAGUAUUGAUAAUUUGCAUAGGAGCAUAGCUGAUACGAGUAAGAACUUGCAUCUGAAAACGUCGCGCAUCAAAGACUUGCUAGUCAUGUGCACCCCUACUUCUGAUGAGUUCUGUUGUUCGAAUUUUAACUCCGAUGAGAAUCAAUGUUAUGUUAAGCGAGCGAGAAUGUAUAUGGUACGAGACGACUUAACUGUUGCACCGUUUGGGGUAACCUCCUCUCUUUCUGUUCUCAACGAGCUGAAAAUUUCUCUGUCUGAUGUCGAGGAACUGGAGCUGCAAAUCGGGGCGGGAGAGGGUUUAAGCAUACUGAAAGCGGCUCUUACAUCGACUACUGCUUUGACAGAUGGCCUCAUCAAGCCCUUUUUGAAGAAGAAAGCUCAUCCAGAAAUGGAGGUGUCGAAGAAAAGACCGAAGCUCGAAUGCUGAAUAGGGUAUGGAUCAGUGGAUUGUUUUUAGGUGCUGCCAUUUUCUGGAACUCUGCUUAUUAUGGAUGGAUUUUACCUAACUGAAAACAAGUGAUUUUGGUGUAUUCUGCGCUGCUUGUUAUGAAUAAAUCCAGCAGAAAACAAAUGAUUUUGGUGGGAUUUUGAUGUAAUCUGCUGUGUUUGUUAAUGAUGGAUAAAUCUAGCAGAAAGCAAACUCACUGCUUUAGAGCAAUUGUUAACCAUGUUAGAUUUCAAUAUCAA
Molecule: messenger RNA, 1978 nt
Organism: Salvia miltiorrhiza (redroot sage)
Lineage: Eukaryota; Viridiplantae; Streptophyta; Magnoliopsida; Lamiales; Lamiaceae
Exons: 5
Coding region: 477-1718 (413 amino acids)
Source: RefSeq, a predicted model, not a curated record